CACACACCUAUGGGGACCUGAAGAAGACAAGGGUCGGGGUGGAGAGAAGCCGACCAGCAAAAGUAGCUAAUAUAUCAUCAUCAUCAUCAUCACCAAAGGCUUUGUGAUGCGGGCACUCACCAUCUGGAUGGGCAGACACAAGUGAAGAGUACUGAACAGCAAGGAGGUGUGAAUAAAGGGUUCUUGUGGAAGUCAGACCAAACAGCAGGAAGGUAUUGCAGCAAGAUGGAUUUGGGAAAGGACCAGUCUCACUUGAUGCUCCAUCAGACACCUGAUUCUCAUCAAGAAGAGAACCAUGUUCCAGAAGUCAUUGGAACUCGGAAUUUAAGAAACAGAGAGCAACUCAGAAAAAGAAAAGCUGAAGCACAAGAAAAGCAAACUUCACAAUGGCAAUUUGGAGAGAAAAAACACAAGCGGCAGAGAACAGGAAAAAGAAGUGAAAGAGGCAGAAAGAGACAACAAAAUACAGAAACGAAGGUGGAGCCUGUGUCACAAUUAGAAAAGGAAAUGAUGGAGAAAGCACCAGCACCUACAGAGAAAGAAACUGAACCACCCAGGUGUGUGACCGAAGCUCUCCUGCCGGUAGCCUCCACGCAAAGAGUUGUACCCAAGAAACAUUUUUCUGAAAUAGGUCAAGAAAGCAUUAUCCAUCAGGAAAAUUCUUCUGAAUACCAAGAAACAGCAGUACAAAACCACCCUUCUGAAAUACGCCAAGAUAUGGCUGAAUCUGAAGACCUCUCUUCUAAAAUGUGCCAAGAAAUAGCUGUAUUUCAAGACCAUCCUUCCAAAAUGUGCCAUGAUAUGGCUCAACCUGAAGACCUCUCUCUUAAAAUGUGCCAAGAAACUGCUGCAGCCAAAGCCCUUUCUUCUAAAACAUCUGAUGAUAUAGCUGACCUGGAAGGAUGCCCUCUUGAAGCAUACCCCAAACCAGAUGUGCCUAAAGGCUACACUCUUGAAACAUACCAAAAAAGAGCUGAACCUGAGGAACACAAUUCUGAACUAGGUCAUGGAAUAGCUGAGACUGAAAACUUUGUUCCUAAAACACAAGAAAUAGCUGUGCCUAAAGAGCUUUCUAUAAAAACAUACCAAGAAACAGUUGAAACUGAACACUUUUCUCAUAAAACAUAUAAAGAAAUUGCUGUGUCUAAAGCCGCCUCUCAUAAAACAAUCCAAGAAACACCUGCUCCUGAAAAAUAUUCACCUGAAAUAUACCAAGAAACACCUGGGUCUGAAGAAUAUUCACCUGAAAUAUACCAAGAAACAGCUGGGCCUGAAGACUAUGCACCUGAAAUAUACCAAGAAACACCUGGGCCUGAAGACCUCUCUACUAAGACAUAUAAAGAUAAGGAUGUGCCUGAAGAAUGCUUUCCAGAACUGUACCAAGAAAGAGGUGGGCCCCAAGACCAGGAUCCUAAAGCACACCAGGAAGAUGCUAAGGAUGUUUAUAUUUUUCCUUGAGAAAUGAAGGAAAAACCCAAAGCAGAAGAACCAGAGAUACCAGCAAUUCCAAAUGUUCCUCAAGAGAUUCACCCAGAAAAUGAAAUUUGUAGUUCUUUUGUUAUAACCAUGUUCAACUAUCAUAGUUGUCCAACAAAAUUCACAUCUUACUACAUUAUAUGUGUGAUUUUUCUCAACAUAUGGUAGAAAUCUCUACAAUAGUCAUUAAUAUUUCAACAGUGGUUUUUCCCCCAUAUAUAGGCCAUAUCUGAAAGAGAGAACUGAUGUGAUUUUUCAGGCUCUACCACAUAGACAACAUCCUGCUAGUGUGUGUGUGUCUGUGUGCACGCCCAGGCGUGUGCACGCAUGUGUAAGUGUAGGUAUAUUAGGGAGAGGAUAGUGGUGGGAACAGACUUAAUAAUUUUUCCUGCCCUUAAUAAUUAGUCAAAUAAAUGUUUGUUUUCAGGGGAAAAUUACUGAGCCCUCCCUUUUCCCAUUUUUAAGUCUGAACAAUUAAAAUUUGAGGAAGUAUAUAGUUUUCUUAUAAACUUUGUUCAAUUACUAAUGUAACAAUAGCAUCAAAAUCUUAUUGAGGCUUCA
This is a messenger RNA of Balaenoptera ricei (Rice's whale), 2037 nucleotides long. RefSeq names its product hemogen (gene HEMGN). Gene Ontology annotation, cellular component: nucleoplasm. The record is from RefSeq and is a predicted model, not a curated record. NCBI's taxonomy places the organism in Eukaryota, Metazoa, Chordata, Mammalia, Artiodactyla, Balaenopteridae. Bases 226 to 1458 code for a protein of 410 amino acids. Gene Ontology annotation, biological process: regulation of osteoblast differentiation; cell differentiation. The transcript has 6 exons.